CUCGAUAUCAUUCGCGCGGGAAAAAAUGGCCUUGCGUCAGAUAAUGUUUUACACAAAAAGCUGUUCAUAAAUUGUAAAACAAAUUGUGUUAUAAAUUGAUUACUUUGAUCAUAGAAGUUCAAGAAGAACGUUUUAUGGAGCAACAUCACCCAUCGAUACUUGGCAGUAAUGAAUUUUUGCUGUCGAAAAUUUUACAGGUUGCACUAAACUUAGACUCUAAGUUAGAUGCUGUUUCUUUUUUGUGUGAAUUAUUUUGCAAGAUAAGCUAACGAAUUCUCCGUUGGAAAUGCAGUUCGCCGUUCCGGGUUGAUAUCAUCGAUUCUAUAUCUCGCUAUCUACAGACCUUUCUCAAAAAUAUUCUUCAGAUUUGAAAUCAUCGUCUUGCAAUUAGUUUAUAUUGAGAACUUCAUGCUGUUUGGACCGUUCGGUUUCGAGUUACUUUUUUGAGACUUUUCUUUAGAUUUGAGGGGAAUUUGGUGCUGUAGUAAGAAAACUUCACUACAGAAACAUGUUCCAUCGAAAUAUAUAGGAAAGCUACAUGCUAAUAGAAACAAUCAACUAUAUACAACUGUCCUUUCUAAACUUUAAAUUUCAUUAAUAAAACCAUUUCUGACUGCUUCCAAUUUUCUGAAAGAAAAUAUUAUCCUAAAUUUAACAUCUUUUACAAAUUAGUUCAAUUUGUGUUUAAAGUUCAGCACACAACAAAGCUUUUAUCAAUUGAAAUUUGAGUGAAAACUAAGAGACCAUGACAUUGAUACAUACUUUGCAAUGAAAAUAUUCAUAUUGCCGGCUUUCAUUUAAAACUUACUUUUUCAUUAGAUUUUCUGCUUUGCUCAAAGUCAGCAAGAACAAUCCCAGCUAAAUUCAAAGUCUGACACCACAGAAAACAAAAGACAUGUAAAUGUCAAAUUUUACUAUGAUCAAGCAAAGAAAUACAGCACUGAAAUCAGAUGCAAGUAUAAAUACUUUCAAUAAUAUUGGCUAUGUCUCUUGGUGUUGACAGUCUUCAAAAAAAGUGUAUUUUGAAAAAUAUGCUUUUCUUUUCAAAGGAUGCAGAAUAUGUGAUUAAUAAAUGAGUCAGUCAAGGCUUAUUACCAAAAACUGUAAUAACAUUUUUGUAGAGUAAAAUAGUUUAUUUGCCACCUAAUUUGGACUUCUAUAGUUUGAGGUUUAUUCCAUGUGAUGUAACCACAAUAUGAUACACUUCUCAAGAUACAGUUCUAGAGGAUGAAAUGAGCUGAAAUUGAAACCAAACUGGGAGGCAUUUUUAACAAAGCAUUAUCAACCAAUAUGUAUUACAAGUUUUGUACUCAAGCACAAACAUUUGUUGAGAAACCCAAUGCAUUUGUUAAGAAACCCAAUGUAAAGAUCAUUCAAACAAGUAAUUUUGGAAAAUUUCCAGUUUUAGCUGCUUUAUCACAGCAAGGAACUAUUUGGAAAUUAAUGAAUCUUGCAAAUUGCUUGUUGGUCUGUAAAAUCAUUUUUUCCAAUGAACAACUAAUUUUUGUCAGGGAUGCCAGAUCACAUUUUAGAGUUGGGUGGGCUCUAUAAAUAUGAGUGGGCUCCUUUUGUAGUUUGCCACCAUCAUCUUUGAUGCCACAACCUUGAUAUUAUACUUUAGCAAAAAGGUGGGGGAAGGUGUCUGUCCACCCAGCCCCCAGCUCUUGCAUGCCUGCUUGUUCCUACUUUUCCUAAACAACAGUGUCUUUAAUAAUUCCAUCCUUCAAAUGAUACUGCCAUGGUGUAUUGUGCAUUCAUUUUCAAAUUGGUUUCCUAUGAAGUAGUAAUUAUUCAUUUUUUGUUAGGGAAAGUGAAAAAUAAUUGCUUAGAUUUAUAGUUCAACUUUUCAUCAACUGUGCAUAAAAUUAUAUCUUUUAAAUUGCCUUGACAUAUGCCAUGCAAUUCUGUUAAAAAACUUGUUGCUCUACUCCCAGUUGUAGCACAAAGAAGAUGUAAUUUGGCAAUUGUGAAACAGUUUUUUGAAAAUGAAUUUAUCUCCAGUGAAUCCAGUUUAUGCAAGGAUGAAAACAGUGACACUUGCUGGGAAGUAUCCUUUGUGUUUUUCAAUGAGCUGUCUGAGCCUUGUUCAGUCAUAUCAAUAAAGAAUAAGAAAUUGGAUGCAAGUGAAUUCAUUUAUGGCUUUUGUGACAAUUUUGUUAUUUUCUUCAAGGUUAGUCUGCUAGAAAAUGCAUCACAUUGGUUGAUUGGUGGGUUUAAAUCUUUCCUGAAGAAAUAUUACCUCAUUCACCGAGAGGACUUUACAAUGGUAGAAUACGAUGUUGGCGAUGUUCGAGGCUCAGAAAUAUUUAGGAAUGACAUUUCUGAGGGAUUUGUCUCUAUUGGCAAGCUGAAAAUGGUUGGUAGUGCGAAGUCAUAUUCAAAUAGGCAAGUACAACGUAAAUUAAAACUUGGUGGUUUUGUACCUUCUUCUUCAAUGUGCUCUGCUCACUCGAAGUUUCCCAAGUUGCUGCCAAACAGUCAUUGACGCAGUGCCAAGCUGUAUAUGCCAUGGGGCAAAUUACUACAUGGAUAUCUCGUACACUUUGAUAGAAAUCCUAUUGUUUUAUUAGUAAAUCCCUAGAAAACCUAUUGUUUUAUCGGUAAGUCCCUAGAAAUCCUAUUUUUUUUGGUAGAAAUUCAAUUUCAAGAGUUAGUUGUCUCCCAGUAUAACCACCCUGAAGAGUUCGAGCUUCCAAGUCCAGAUGCUUUUCUCCUGUUCUUUGCCGAGAUUGGGGUCAAUUGCAACUGAGUUUUUUGCUUUGGUGCAGUGUUUUGGUCACAUUUCAGUAUUUUGGCUGGAAUUUGCACGACCCAAAUAGAGGUCGUUCUGGUCAGGGAUAUCCAUUUUGGCUCAGCAUUGAUUUGUUGUUGAUGAUAAAACAAAGGAUCAGCCAUACUAUAUUCUCCCUAUAAUACUUUCCUAUUUUUGCAAACGCUUUUGUCAAAUUUGAAGGGCAAGUCAAUGUAUUCAAAGUAAACUGAUAAACUUUUAAAGCCACAAAUGUGUGCCUCUUGAUUAAUGCAGCAUGUAUUGUCAAUAACGUCUUGUAAUAAAGAAAAUGUCCUAUCACAAAUCCAUCAAUCUUGCCUUAAUCGUUUCUGUGCAAGCAAGUUGCCUUGAAUUCUCAUUCCGACCAUGAUUGGUACCAUUCCUAUAUCUUUGGUGUCGUAUCGAAAUCGCUCCUUCUUGAUACGUCAAAGACUUCCUGCAUUCCGAUCGGCAGCAGAUCUUAUCUUUACUCAAGAUACCACAUUGAGAAAGUUAUUAUCAAGGCACAUAGUGAAUCUGACUUGCUUCAAAACAAAAUUUUUAUCGUAAAAGCGUAGGUCAUAAUGAUUGAUUCUGAUUCAAGCAUGAAGUAUCUCGAAAUGAUAUCUGUAGCUGCUAGAGUAUUCAGAAAAUCGGUGGUAAGUUCAGGUUAUAUCCAGUGGCGUAGCGUCCGGGUAUUCAAGGUAUUCAGUGAAUACCCUGAGAUUUCUCAGAAAAAAUAUUAAUACGACGUAUAAUUGUAAUAAGUAAAAAAUGUUUUGGGGCUAUUGAUUCUGGUUGAAUUCGUUACCUUCAAUAUUCUACAUUUUGUACAAGUACAAAAUAUCACGAAAUUCAUGGAAACAAUAACGCUGCGAAGCAUAGAGAAGCUGGGAGAUCUUUGAAGCUAAUUUUGAAGAUUGAGCUACUUCAUGUUGUAUGGAGAUUGGUCAUGAAUACGCAGUGAAUACCCUAGACGGUACUUUAACCAAUCAAAAUGCUCCUUUCCAUGAAUAAUAUUUGCCGUUAAUCAGCAAAAACAAUGGUUCUGUACGCUGAGAAAUAUGCAGCGUACAGCCUCAAAGUUGGUUCAAAAUAGUCUCGUUAUGAGAUCGAUAUAAACAGUUAAUGGACGUCGGAGCGGUUGGAGUGAUGGAGCUGCAUCGAAAACAGUAAACAUGACUUAAUUAAAAAACUAUUGCAAUGUCUGUAUUACUGUUUCAUAAUCAUUCUCUCAUUUGACCCCUAAUCUUAAUCUACCAACAGCAAAGUGGAAAGGUAAGGUAGGCUGCUACAUAAUACUACACUGAUUCAGAUCUGUUCCCUCUUGAAAUGCCAAUUUGUUAUUGCUUACCAAUCAGGGAUGUUUCUGUUUGUAUUAUGUGAUAGAAUUAAAGUAAAUGCAGAUAGGCCUGGAUAAUAUCCUUAUAGUUGCCUGGUGUAUUCAGUUAUCUUGUUGGCCUAUUUUGUUUGCAUUAUUCGAGCGCAAUUAUUUGCAUUAUUGUGCAGUCUCAUCUCAUUACCUUCGAUUCUUUCAAAUAUUAACUUGUAUUGAAAGUAUCACGAUUAGACCAUGAAGAAAAAGUCUAUACUGCAUACCACAAAAUCAUUUAUAACUCAUGUAAUGCCCUAUGUGAAUAAUUUUGAAACUUUCGAAAGCCCUUUUGUAUUAAAAGGUAUUAAGAGUAGGUGUUUACAGUUACUUCCUCUUUACAUCAGUGCAAAUGUUAGACGAUUUAACAACAACUAUUGGGACAUAUUUUGACCAGUAAAAUUUUACUGGCUUUCAAUGAUAUGUUUUGAUUUGAAUUACUUUUGAUGAAAUGGUUAAUAGUAAUAUGAUGCAAUGAAUGAGUUCGAAGAGUAUAUUUGAAGGGUCCUUUAGCAAAGUAUCGUUUUUAUCAUAGCAAUGCCCUGACAGUGCAGUACUUGCCAACCGAACCAAAAAGAAAAUUAGAUAAAAUGUCAAUAGCUAGUCCUCUUAAUCUUUCUAUUAUCCCCCUAUUUUCAUCAAGCCGCAUCGAGCCACACCCUGCCCCACCCUUUUGAUUAAUAGAGAAUACCCAGUUGAAAAAGUCACGCUACGCCACUGGU
Molecule: messenger RNA, 4843 nt
Organism: Rhopilema esculentum
Lineage: Eukaryota; Metazoa; Cnidaria; Scyphozoa; Rhizostomeae; Rhizostomatidae
Source: RefSeq, a predicted model, not a curated record